Tetranychus urticae (two-spotted spider mite) is the source of this 1863-nucleotide messenger RNA. RefSeq names its product M-phase inducer phosphatase. Gene Ontology annotation, biological process: G2/M transition of mitotic cell cycle; protein dephosphorylation; positive regulation of G2/MI transition of meiotic cell cycle. Gene Ontology annotation, molecular function: protein tyrosine phosphatase activity. The record is from RefSeq and is a predicted model, not a curated record. Gene Ontology annotation, cellular component: cytoplasm; nucleus. Lineage: Eukaryota; Metazoa; Arthropoda; Arachnida; Trombidiformes; Tetranychidae.
UGAAUUGAAUAAUAUAAACAACGAUUUAUUUGAAGUUUAUCUAAAAAUCUAUCAAUCCAUUCAUAUUUUCAACUGAACCUGAAUCAAUUAAUUCAUUUUACACUUUUUUAUUAUAUUUUUAACCUAUCUAAUCUAGUUAAAAUAACUUUUUGCAUUUGUGUUCCAGUUUGAAAAUCAUUAAAACUCCCGCUUUGUUUCAUUAUGCAGCUCCACCUAAACUAAAAUUGGCUCUCUUUUUUGCCAAUGUAGGUUUUUGUCCUAUUAUUUAUUUUCAAAGCGUUAGUCUUUGUCAUCGUCUUCGUGUUAAAGUUUUUUCUUAUUCUUGGAAUGGCUAAUCAUUGCGAAUCCCCUUACCUAGCAUCCAUCGAGAAUCGAAGGAUUGCUAAACCAGUACUAUCCUUUUCUCGACGUCUUUUAAUAAAAGAUGAAAAUGAAGUUAACACCAAUGUUAUUCGUCGUGUAUCGCUUAAAAGAUCUGACACAUCGGCCAUGUCUCCCUCCGUUCUUGGCUUGGCUAAUAAAAAAUGUCGAAUGACCCCUGUGCGACAGUGUGCCAUCAAUAAGAAUGUAGUUAACAUUCCAUCUUCAAUUCCAGUUGCUCAACCUAAAACGGAAAAUGUUGAAAAAUCACCCACCAAACUAAAAGAAAGUGAAGCCAAAAUUAUGAAAGCUGUCCAAAUCUCAGAACAAGAUCCAGAUUUAAUUGGAGAUUUUAGUCAACAAUAUGCUUUACCUGUUUGUCUUGGAAAACAUAGUGAUCUCAAAACAAUUACCCCCGAAACCCUUGCCGCUCUCUUACGUGGACAGUACAAAAACAUUAUCGACAACCACACCAUUAUAGACGGAAGAUAUCCAUAUGAAUUUAAAGGUGGUCAUAUCAUUGGAGCCAAAAAUAUUUACAAUAAAAGUAUGCUGCUAAGUGAACUUUUGGAUAAUCAACAAGAGAACAUUGAUGCAAACAAAGAUGGUAAAAGAAAUCGUCAUAUUUUGAUUUUCCAUUGUGAAUUUUCAUCAGAACGUGGUCCUAGUUUAUUAAGAUUUUUGAGAAACAAAGACCGAGAGUAUAAUCUUUCUCGUUACCCUUGCCUUUUUCAUCCUGAAAUUUACAUAUUGGACGGCGGUUACAAAGCCUUUUACGAAAAAUUUAAGGAACUUUGUGUACCACAAAACUAUUUACCUAUGCUUUCUAAAGAGCACAAAGAAGAAAUGAGACAGUUUCGCAACAAAAAUAAAAGCUCUAAUGCUUAGCUAGCCAGAAUUUUUUUUGCUUUAACAUAUUGAAAUUUUCUACCUUAUGUUUUAUCUGUAUCUCGUGGAAAACACAGUGAUCUGAAUAUCUUCUUGCUCUUCUGGUCUUGGUCAAUUUUAAAAAAUAAUCAUCAACCACACCAUCAUAGACGGAAGAUAUCCAUUUGAAAUUUAAAGGUGGUCAUAUUGAAGUAAAAAAUAUCUACUUGAAGGUAUCAUUACUUUGUCGUUUGUUUCGAUAAUCAACAAGAGAACAAAGAUGGCAAAAAUAUCGUCAUAUACUGGAGUUCAAUUGUGAAUUUUCAUCAGAACGUGGUCCUAGUUUAUCAAGAAUUUUGUGAAACAAAGAUUGAGAUCGCAAUAUUUAUCGUUAACCUAUUCUUUUCCCACCCUGAUAAAUGAAUAGCGAUUGCUAAGUUUUUAAAGAAGUUUGAUUAACUUUGUACACCACAAUAUUAUGUGGUACCUAUGCCUUUUAAAUGUAACAAAAUCAAAUGAAAAUGUUGUGCAUCAAAAUGGUAAAAAAGACUGAUCAAUAUUUUUGGUGAUGCUAUAUGUCAACCAGUUGCUCAUGUAAAAUAUAAAUUCAAAUUAAACGAUUUAGCCAUAAAAUAA